Molecule: messenger RNA, 931 nt
Organism: Vanessa atalanta (red admiral)
Lineage: Eukaryota; Metazoa; Arthropoda; Insecta; Lepidoptera; Nymphalidae
Product: chorion class B protein PC10-like
Exons: 2
Coding region: 95-730 (211 amino acids)
Biological process (GO): multicellular organism development; chorion-containing eggshell formation
Cellular component (GO): egg chorion
Molecular function (GO): structural constituent of egg chorion
Source: RefSeq, a predicted model, not a curated record
AGCUGAUAACGUUUCUCAGUAUUCAUAGUUUUCGUAUAAAUAACGCGUGUUCUUCCGUUACAAACAUUGUCGAGUUUGUACACAUACAGUAAACAUGUACAAGGCUGUGCUUUUUGUCUGCGCUCUGGGGCUCGCGAUCCAGUCCAUUGCUGGAGCAUGUCUUGGGGCUGGAUUAGGGUAUGGCCUCGCUGAGCCUUUCGGUUACGCCGGCACUCUCGGUGCUCCUUGCGGAGCGUACGGUAGUUACGGUGCCUACGGUGGCUACGGACUUGGUGCCGUCGGUGCGUCCUACGGAGGAGGUCUUGUAGUAACCAGUGCUUCUGAUUACCCUACUGGAGUAACUGUUCUCUCUGAAAACUUCAUCGAAGGACCUUUAGCUGUAGCCGGUGCUCUGCCAUUUUUGGGUACUGUGGGUCUUGAAGGUAUCCUGCCAACCGCUGGUGCUGGUGUUGUCUCAUACGGCUGUGGCAACGGAGAGGUCGCCAUCUUGGCUGAGGAUGUUGCUCCUCUUGGUCUCGGCUACGGUGGACUCGGAUACGCUGGACUUGGCUACGAUGGAAUUGGCUAUGGUGGAUUCGGCUACGGCGGUCUCGGCUGUGGUGGUCUCGGCUACGAUGGACUCGGCUUCGGUGGUCUCGGCUACGGUGGUCUCGGCUACGAUGGACUCGGCUACGGCGGUCUCGGCUACGGAGGUUUCCGUGGAGGUUGUGGAUGUGGUGCUCUCAUCUAAAAACUGACUGACUGACUUGCGACUUCCAAAUUAUAAACAUUCUCAUUUCGUUUUGGAUUCAAUUUUUGAACUAAAUGUAUUGAAAGUAACAUAAAAAAAUUAUGACAUUCUUUCAAAUGAUCUUGAAAAUGCUGUAUUCGUGAUGUGCUGAACAUUUCGAUAUCACAAUAAUGUCUUCGAUAAUAAAAUAUUUAUGAUAUU